Messenger RNA from Phalaenopsis equestris, 759 nucleotides. RefSeq lists its product as uncharacterized. The transcript is spliced from 5 exons. Lineage: Eukaryota; Viridiplantae; Streptophyta; Magnoliopsida; Asparagales; Orchidaceae. The record is from RefSeq and is a predicted model, not a curated record. The coding region runs from base 24 to 734 and encodes 236 amino acids.
UUCAUUAAAACAAGCCGCUAAAAAUGGUCGCCAAAUCCUUCCUCUCCAGCAACUCCUUCCCCCUAUGCCUCAAACACCGGCCGCCGCCGCCGCCGCCGCCGAGGAGCAACUCUCUCAUCAGCCGUCGCUAUAUUUUAUUCCGGCCAGUAUCUAACUCUGCUCCGUCAGGUCGCCUCGAACAAGGAGUUGUGAUGCAGUCUUCAUCAGCAAACAAAUCCACUUCGGAACCCAACGGUCAGGAAGACAACAGGAAAAUAAGCAGAGACGAAGAUACAUCGGCUUCAACGUCUGAGAAUACUGGCUUAAAUCUCGGCCAGUUGUUCUGUAUCCCCACAUGGGCUAAAUUUGUUAUGGGUGCCGUAGUUCUCUUGGCCAUACCAAUGUUAAGAAAGUCUCAAAGGUUUAAAGAUGUGAGGAAGACGGUGGAGGAGGUGGUGGAGGUAGUGGAGAAGGUGGCGGAGGUGACGGAGAAGGUGGCGGAGGAGAUAGCAGAAGCGCUCCCUGAAGGAGGGACGAAGGAGGUUGCAGUCAAGUUGGAGAAAAUUGCCCUGUUAGUUGAAGAGGAAGCAGAGCUGACUGAGUCCAUCAUUGAUAAGGUUGAUGAUGUGGUGGAAGCAGUGGAUACAAGUCAGAAGCAAAUCGAAGGAGAGAUUAAGAAGAUUAAUGUCGAUGAAAAAGAUAAGAUGAGAUCGAAGAAGAUUGUGGAAGAUCAAUCCAAAGAAGCCCUGCAAUGAUGAAAUAUUAUUUUAUCAUUUAUUA